CAAAUGGGUGGAGAGCGCAAGGAUUACACUUUGGCUGAGGUAUCUGAGCAUAAUACCAAAAAAGAUUGCUGGCUUAUCAUUGAUGGCAAGGUUUAUAAUGUCACAAAAUUCUUAGAUGACCACCCUGGUGGGGAUGACGUCAUGCUGUCUUCCACAGGGAAAGAUGCAACUGAUGACUUUGAGGAUGUUGGUCACAGUAACAGUGCUAGAGCCAUGUUAGAUGACAUGUAUGUUGGAGACAUUGAUUCAGCAACCAUCCCCGCUAAGGUUAAGAACACUCCUCCAAAACAACCUCAAAUUAAUCAGGACCAGAACCCAGGGUUUAUUAUCAAGAUGCUCCAGUUUCUAGUUCCCCUGAUUAUCUUGGGUUUGGCAAUUGGUUUUCGUUUCUACAACAAAUCAACGUAG
Messenger RNA from Gastrolobium bilobum, 408 nucleotides. Its product is annotated as cytochrome b5-like. The coding region runs from base 4 to 408 and encodes 134 amino acids. Gene Ontology annotation, cellular component: membrane; endoplasmic reticulum. NCBI's taxonomy places the organism in Eukaryota, Viridiplantae, Streptophyta, Magnoliopsida, Fabales, Fabaceae. The record is from RefSeq and is a predicted model, not a curated record. The transcript is spliced from 3 exons. Gene Ontology annotation, molecular function: heme binding.